Messenger RNA from Closterium sp. NIES-65, 4437 nucleotides. The record is from the annotation of a GenBank genome assembly. NCBI's taxonomy places the organism in Eukaryota, Viridiplantae, Streptophyta, Zygnematophyceae, Desmidiales, Closteriaceae.
AUGUCUCGAGUCGUAACUGACGGAGACUUGAGUCCGCAGCGCCACUUUCCCCGAAACCGCGGUCCUGCUUACGUGUCCGCUCCUCGGGGAAUCCAAUACCCGGAAGACCUAAUCUCCCCGACCAACGCUGGAGUUGCACCCGGCCGAGCGGGCGACCAUGUGCGACGGCCAGCCGGUCGCACGCCGAUUCGCACGGUGCAGGAGGGCCAUCAGCUUACGGAAGGCGACGACUUUGCAGACAACCGAGGCGGCGGUCAAAGGAGAAUAACGAUCCCCGCUGGGGGUGGCGGCGGGGGAGGCGGCGGAUAUCACGGAAACACGUCACCGCUGCGCAAUGCCAUUCAUGGGCGAUCGGAGAGCCAUUCGGGGGAGUCGGGGGAGCGAGGAGGCCGCGCGGAGCACGCGGGGGACCUUCAGCCGCGGCGGGCGGCGAGCUCCAACGAGGCGGGGUACGGCCGGCCGGCCGCGCUUCGCCUGGACGCCGACAUGAUCAAGGCCGGCAGGAAGGAUUCGCUGAGUCCCCGCCGCAUGGUAAAGGUCGCCACGCCCUCCGCGCAGCCCAGCGGCGCCGCUGUCCGCGCAGGGGGGGCAGGCGGGGGGCCCGGGGGCGGGGGCAUCGGGGGAAGCUUCCAGGCGUCGCGGGGGGAGGCGGAGCACAUGCGGCGGGUGGCGGAGCUGAUGGAGGCGGUGCGGGAGAACGACGUUGACCUGGUCAACGUGGUCCUGCAGGAGGCGCCGUCCCGCACCGCCCUGCUCAACACUGUUUAUCCAGCCUCGCAGCGCACGGCCCUGCACGAGGCGGUGGUGGCGUCCAGCACGGAGGCGGCGGGCGCGCUGCUAGAGUGGGGCGCUGACCCUGACGGCGGGCAGUCCGCGCAGAUGCCGCCCAUCAUGUACGCGGUGCAGACGGGCAACGACAAGAUGGUCACGCUACUGCUGUCGCACGGGGCGGACAUCAACGCACAGGACGCCAAGCAGUACACGGCGCUGCACUACGCCUGCGCUGCCGGCCACAGGGGCAUAAUCAAGCUGCUGCUGGUAGCAGGCGCCAACAUGUAUGCGCGCAACCGGGACGGGCUGUACCCGCAGCAGCUGGCCUCGACGGACCGCAUCCGCACGCUCUUCCGCAAGCUGCACGAGUACCACCAGCGCCACGGGCUCGUGGGCGAUGGGGAGGGCGCGGGGGCGGGCGGUGGGGGCGCGGGCGGAGGGGGAGGGGGAAGGGGGUUGAGAGGGUCGCCGCCGAUCUCCCCUGGGACGUCGGGAAGGAUGAGCCCGCGGGAUGUGGGCGGGAUGGUGGAUGACGGGUGGGAUGACGAAGUCCCCAACGGGUCAUCAGUUCAGCAGCUUAUCUCCCCUCGUGCCCUCGCCGCCCGCACGCGCCUGGGCGGCGGCGGCGGCAGCGCGCAGCAGCCGCCCGGGCGGCAGGGGCCGGCAGCGGGGCGGGGUGGCACAGGCAGCCGCUCUGCUGUGGAGCGAGGGAGCACCCGGGAGGACGAUUGGCUGUCCCAGCCUCAUGCACGUGCGAGGGGAGGGGGAGGCGGAGGCGGAGGGGGAGGAGGGGGCGGAGGGGGUGGGGACGGUGGGGACCACGCUGACGUGGAGAGCCCGCGUGAUUUGCUGGAUAGCAAUGAGCAGAUCUUCCUCCAGGCGUGGGAGAACGACCGUGAUGACGACUCGCCGGCCUUCGCCUGGCCGGGCCCGGGGGGGGCAGCAGGGGGAGGCGGAGGAGCAGGAGGGGGUGGUGGCGGCGCGGGGAAGGACGAGCAUAUGGGGCCGGGAGGGGCAGGGGGAGGGGCAGGAGGGGGAGGGGGAGCAGCGGGGGGAGUGGCGGCGGCGGGGCCGGCGGCGUCGUUGGCGCGCAGGCACAUCCGGGACUCGCGGACGCUGUCGGUGGAGUCGGGCGGGCAGCAGUACGCGCGGCGCAUCGUGCAGGCCAACGACAGCAGCCUCUCCGAUGCCGAGGCUGGCAGCUUUGGCACCCGCCGGCACACCGCAGGCGCGGCCAUCACAACAGACCGGUCGCGUCUGGCCGCCCAGCCCCGCCCGCGCAACUUCGCUGACUUCCGAGCAGAGCGCCUCGUGGGGCAGGCAGCAGCAGGCGGGGGGGGAGGGGGAGGGGGAGGGGCAGGCGGAGCAGGGGGAACUGGGGGCGGGGGGGGACCUGGGACGCCUGGGAGAGGGGGCAUGCGGGGAAGGUCCCCCUAUGAUAGCGUGGAUUCGGCUAGCAUGGGGAGGUUGGAUUUGGGGGGCGGGGGUGGGGGUAGGCGGGGGUCUUUGGACGGGAAAUCGUCUGGGGGAGGGGCGAGGGGCGUGGUGGAUGUGUUUGGGAACCCGUAUGGGGGGAGAGGGGGGCGCGCAGGGGAUGUGGCGGGUGGUGGCGGGAGGGCGAGUUCGGACGAUGAGCGGGAGGACGGGGGGUUUGUGCGGGGCGGGGCGGGGAUGGGCGGGGAGAGGCGGCAGCAUGGGGGGGGGGGCGGGGGGGCGCGGGGGGAGGGAGAACAUGGGCAUAGUGGGAGGCUGCCUCGUGUUGCUGCUUCUGCGUCUGCUGCGGCAGCAGAGGAUCGGGAAGGGGAGGGCGGGAGGCACGGGGACAGCGACAGUGACACUGGCAGGCGGCUUCCCAACAGAGCAGCAGCAGCAGCCGCAGGUGGGGGAGCAGCAUCAGGCGCUGCUGCUGCCACUGGUGGGGGUGCAGGAGCAGGGGCAGGCGGAGGGGGGUCAGUGGCCGCGUCUAGGUCCCCCUCUGGGAGUGACUCUGCUAGGCGACCCGCCUCACUGAGGGUGGGGGAGCCGGCAGGAUUUGAGGACGAGGGGAGUGUUGCACAGAAGAAACCGCUCACUCCCAGUGGGGGAGGAGGAGCAGGGGGAGGGGGAGCGGGGGGGAGUGGGGCAGGGCGGCCUAGGAGCCCGCUCAGAGGGGGGAGUGGGCAUGAGGAGGGGCGCGGAGGGGGUGGGGGAGGGGGGAGCGGGCGGAUGACGCCCAAGGGGGCGCGGGAGAGGAAAUCAGUGAAGUUUGCGCUGCCGACGGACGGGGAGGGGGAGAAGAAGGAGAAGGAGGGGGAGAGUGGAGGGGAGGAGAGGAAGGGCGGCGGUGGGAAGGAGGAGGAGAAGAAGGGAGGGGGGCAGGUGCCUGUGUCGCCUAGUAACAGACGGGCAGCAGCAGGCGCUGCAGCAGGUAGUGCUGUUGCUAGUGCCAGUGCUAAUGCUAAUGCUGGUGCGAGUGCUAGUGGCUGUGGCGGUGGCGGUGGCGGUGGCAGUGGCAGCGCGGGAGCAAGCACCCCCUCACCUGAGCAGAUAUCUGAAGAGGACCUGAAGCUCAUCCGACCUGACUGGAGGGAUGCUGCAGCCAGGGGCGGGUGUGUGGCGUGUGGGGAGCUGCAGUGUGACUGCCCCACCAACCCCAAUAACCGGGAUGAUGCUGCUGGUGCUGGUGCUGGUGGGAAGAAGGCAGGGGAUGGGGAGAAGAAGGACGGGGAAGUUAAGAAGGAAGGGGAGAAGAAAGAAGGGGAGAAAAAGGACGGGGAGAAGAAGGAAGGGGGGAAGAAGGAUGGGGGUGAAGAGAAGGCAUCACCGGCAGCAGCAGCAGCAGCAGCAGCAGCAGCAGCAGCAGCGGGGGGGGGGGGGGAAGGAGCUGAUGGAUGGGGAGCCGAUGGCGCCCCUGGGCACCAUGAAGUGGAAGCGGGGCGAGCUGCUGGGGGAAGGCGCGUAUGGCAAGGUGUUCCUGGGUCUGAACGAGAUGACGGGAGAAUUGAUGGCGGUGAAGCAGAUCAAGAUGACAUGCGGCACCGGCACAUCGUGGCAUACAUUGACAUGGAGAAGGAUGAAAGCGACGGGUCGCUCUACAUCUUCCUCGAAUUCAUCUCCGGAGGCUCCAUCCACAGCAUGUUGGACAAGUUUGGCAAGUUCAGCGAGUCCCUAGUGCGAGUGUACACUCGGCAGCUGCUGCUGGGGUUGGAGUAUCUGCACGGGUGCAAGAUCAUUCAUCGCGACAUCAAGGGCGGCAACGUGCUCGUCGACCGGGAUGGGGUUAUUAAACUUGCUGAUUUUGGUGCUUCCAAGGCGUUUCACGAGGGCACGGUGGGCGAGGGGUGCAAGUCGAUCCGCGGGUCGGUGUUCUGGAUGGCGCCCGAGGUGAUCAAGGGGGAGGGGUACGGCCGCCGCGCUGACAUCUGGAGUCUCGGCUGCACCGUCAUUGAAAUGCUUACCGGCAGCCACCCAUGGCCCAACAUGGACAACACGUGGUCGGCCAUAUUCCACAUCGCCAAGACCACCACGGGCCCGCCCAUCCCAGAGGAGUGCAGCGAUGAGGGAAGGGACUUCCUCGCCGCCUGCUUCAAGCUCGACCCGGGGGAGCGCCCCUCUGCCACUGAGCUACUACAGCACCCCUUUGUGCAAGUGCCCGACACUCCAAGGGAAGCUCGCGGGGGGUUCUGA